AUGCCAAGGGAGAGGAGCUCCCCACAUCCGCUGCUCAAGCGUGUGGAACAUGCGAGCCCCGAGCUUCUGAAAGGCCUCGCGGCGGCGCUGGCCUCGACACCGCUGCGCGACGUGGAGCGACAGCGGCUGCUCCGAGGUUUGAAGGACGCGACGCUGUGGCAGCACGCCAUCGAGCACCUGGUGGCCUUGAGGACUUCAUCCCUCCGUUGCACCUUGCCACACCUUCAUACUUGCGCCCAAGCUCGCGAGUGGCCAUUAGCUUGGCGACUAUUGCGAACGGCUGAGACAUGGCAUCUCCAGCGUGAUGUGGUCAGUUUCAACAUCCUCAUCGGUCGACCCGGCUCGUGGACCCACGCGCUGCACGUGGGCGAGAGCUGCAUGGCGGCGAUGGAUGUGGAGAAGGACACCACGACUCGAAAUCUCGUGAUGGGACUUCAUGACCAGCUGGGGAGGUGGCCUUUGGCCCUUGACUUCUGGCAGCGCACGGUCUGCGCGAACUCGGGAGUUCUGGUGGCGCACGGCGGUCGCUGGGAUGUGGCCAGCUACAGCAUCCUCAUGCGUGGUGGAUCUGUGGCAGAUCGUUGGCCACUGGCGCUGAUGUUCCUGGAGGAGAUGUGGAGGGCCGAACUACGUGUCGAUGUCACUGCCCUCAACACCGCUUUGAGCGUCGUGGCAUGGCCCUGCACGCUGGAAUUGCUGCAGAUGUUUGGCACUUUGGCCUUGGCCGAGGACAUCAUCUCCUACAACACAGCCAUGAAUGCCUGCGAGAAGACUCUUCGUUGGGCCAAUGCCGCGAUGCUGCUCCUCGAAGCAGGCAGCUGCGAGCUGCGAGCAUCUGAGACGAGUUACAACAGCUGUGCCAGCAGUUUCUUCAAGUCGAAGAAAUGGAUCGAAGCCCUGGACUUGGCAUCUAUGACUCAGGGCACCAGCGGUGUUUUGGGCUUCUCCUCCGCCUCCUUCUGGCGUUCCGCGCUGUUUCUGGCGCAGGGUGCCGUCCCUCACGUCGAUGUGGCAUGGAGCGCGGUGCUGAGCUCCUGCGAGGCGAGCGCUGAAUGGGAGAUGGCCCUCGCCAGCCUCGAGAGGGCUUUUGAGCAUCACUUGGAAGUCUCCCUGGUGCUCAACAACGCCGCGAUCAGCGCCAUCAGCGCCGGCGCAACUGCGGUCACUGCGUCAACGUGGCAAGUGGGCGUCGAGAGGCUGCUCCUUGCCGCGUCCCGCCAGCUGCGUGUGGACGUGAUCGGAUACAAUGCGCUGUGCAGCGCGCAGGAGAAGAGCUGCGUCUGGCAUCAGGUCCUCUCGUUGGCCUCGCAGCUCGCCGCGCGGAGCCUGCGCACUGACGCCUUCGCCGCCGGCGCCGUGUUCUUCGCGUCGAAGGAGGCCGUGGGUGGCAGAACGUGGCAGCGAACGCUGCGGCUGGCGGACUGGGUGGCAGAACGGCAAGUGGAGCUGGAUGUGAUUAAGCAGCAAGCAGUGCUGGCCGCCUUGGCCACGCGCGGCCAAGCGCUGAAGGAUGGCUGUGAGCGCCUCUCCGGUUCAGCUGUUUCGCUCUUGGAGUCGUUGCCGAAAAGAGAGACGUGCUUCCUUGAAACCCCCGCGGACGAGUCCCUGGGGAGCCUGGACGAACGCCCUGCGACGCGGUCGACUGGUGAAAGACGACAGGAGCUCGGAGCCUUGAGUUUGGUGGCCAAGGGCUGUGCCUUGAGUGGCGCCUUGGGGCGACACCCGAUUUACGGCCGUGUGGCCCAUGACGCGGCCUUAGCACUGGAGGCAGGCACUCCACCUCCGGCUCGAACGGUGCAUGAUAUCGCCUUGGCGCUCUCGUUGCUGGGACCGUGGGACGCGCAGAUCGACAAGGCCGUCCAACGCUUCCGUCAGGCGCUGGUGCCGCUGGAUCGAUCAGUGCAAAGUACCCAGGUCGACUCUUGUGGUGCCUCUUCCAUGGCUGGACAGCGGAACGGUGAGAACAAAGAGAAUCAGGACACCUUCUACAUCUCUGUGGAUGCCUCGGUUGCCUCCGUGGCGGUCGUCGACGGCCAUGGUCGGCGUGGAGCUAUUUUAUCCGCGGCCGGACGAGACGCCCUGGCCGACUUGUUGCGGAGGAUGAAGAGCUGCUCUGCUGAGGAGUUGGCCCAGGGCAUCCUGUUAGUGGACGCUGAGCUCCUCAUCCACGAGAAGGCAGAGCCGGAACUUUCAGGAGCCACCUGUGCUGUGAUGCGCAUCGAGGGGAUCAGCCAGCCCAAGCGCCGACUCUUGCUGGCUCAUCUGGGUGACUGUGGCGCGGUGCUGGGCCGGUGCUCGAAGGGUACGAAUGGCUCUUCAGGGACGCCCAGCUGGAGCACCCGGCGCUUGACGGAGGAUCACCGUCCUGGCGAGCGCUUGGAGGCGGCCAGACUCAUAGCUGCUGGAGGCCGUGUGCAGAAGAUGCCGCCCCCUCCCCAAGCGCAAGUGGAUCCCGCCAACAUGGGGCCUCCCAGGCUAUGGCAUCGGCAGCAGGGCAACGCACCCGGUCUGGCCAUGAGCCGUGGCCUGGGCGACGCCUUGGGCAAGGCCUGUGGACUCUCUCCAGAGGCCACGACCUUAGAGAUGGAGCUCAACGAGGAGGAUGUGGUGAUCGUGCUGGGCUCCGACGGCAUCUUCGAUGUGCUCUCGGAUGCCGAGAUCCUGCAUUGCUGCCGGCAGUUUAUCGAAAAGAGGUCUGCCACUGAGGCCGCGGCAGCGGUGACGCAGUCGGCACGGCAACAAUGGCUGCAGCGAGGUCCAUAUGUCGAUGAUUGCACAUGUGUAGUGUUGUUUCUUUGA
Messenger RNA from Durusdinium trenchii, 2799 nucleotides. The record is from the annotation of a GenBank genome assembly. Lineage: Eukaryota; Dinophyceae; Suessiales; Symbiodiniaceae.